UGGGAGGUUGCUUAGCUCUUGGAGAUGGCAAGUGCCUUGACAGGGGUGAUGACCUCUGUCAUCAUCAAGCUCAGUGCCCUUCUUGGGGAGGAGUACACAAAGCUGAAAGGGUUACAGAGGGAGGUGGAGUUUAUGAAAGAUGAGUUGAGCAGCAUCAACGCCCUCCUUCAGAGGCUGGCAGAGGAAGGCUCUGUCCUCGAUGUGCAAACGGAGUGGAGAAACCAAGUACGGGAGAUGUCUUAUGAUAUUGAGGAUUGUAUUGACGAUUUCAUGCAUCGUCUGCACCGUAUUGGCAUAGCUGAGGCUGCAGGGCCUGUCCACAGGGUGGCUCAACGACUGAAGGCGCUGAGGGUGCGCCGUCGAAUCGCCAACCAAAUCCAAGAACUCAAGGCACGAAUUGAAGAUGCAAGCAAGCGGCGGAUGAGGUAUAAGCUUGAUGAGCGUACCUUUGAACCUGGCAUCACAAGGGCAAUUGACCCUCGUUUGCCUUCACUGUAUACUGAGUCAGAAGGGCUUGUUGGUAUUGAGAUGCCGAGGGCUGUGCUUGUCAAGUUGAUAGUGGAAGGAAAAGAUGCAUCAUUUCAGCAACUAAAGGUGAUAUCCAUCGUAGGUCCUGGUGGUCUCGGUAAAACUACACUUGCAAACGAGGUGUACCGUAAGCUGGAAGGUCAGUUCCAGUGUCAAGCUUUUGUUUCUCUGUCACAGCAGCCUGAUGUUAAAAAGAUUCUGAGGAACAUACUCUCUCAAAUUAGCCAGCAAAGGUAUGAUAGCACAAAUAUAUGGGAUGAGGAAAAGCUUAUUGAUUCAAUCAGAGGAUUUCUAGUGAACAAGAGGUACUUCAUUGUCAUUGAUGAUAUUUGGAGCAUUCAAGCAUGGAGGAUUAUCAAGUGUGCUUUGAUUAUGAAUAAUUUUGGAAGCAGAAUAAUGACAACAACACGCAAUGUUACUAUAGCUAAGUCAUGUUGCUCUCCUCAACAUGACCAUGUUUAUGAAAUAAUGCCUCUCAGCACAGCCAACGCAAAGAAUUUAUUUUUGAAACGAAUAUUUGGCACAGAAGAUAUAUGCCCUCCUCAUUUGGAAGAACUCUCCUACGAAAUAUUGAAAAAAUGCAGUGGGUCACCAUUGGCGAUUAUUACCAUAGCUAGCUUAUUGACUAAUAAAGCUAGUACCAAAGAAGAAUGGGAGAGGGUACAUAAUUCGAUUGGUUCAACACUGGAAAAAGAUCCCAGUGUAGAAGAGAUGCGAAGGAUAUUAUCUCUUAGCUAUGACGAUCUUCCUCACCAUUUGAAGACAUGUUUACUAUAUCUAUGUAUAUUUCCAGAAGAUUGUGAGAUUGAGAGAGACCAUCUGGUAAAGAGAUGGAUCGCUGAAGGAUUCAUUAAUGCAGAAGGUGGGCAAGAUUUGGAGGAAAUAGGUGAGUCGUAUUUUAAUGACCUUGUGAACAGAAGCAUGAUUCAACCAGUGAAAUUCCGGUAUGAUGGCCGGGUCGAUUCAUGCCGAAUCCAUGAUAUGAUUCUUGAUCUCCUUACAUCCAAGUCUAUUAAAGAAAACUUUUCCACUUUCCUUGGUGACCAAAACCAGAAAUCAGUGCUGCAAGGUAAGAUUCGCCGGCUCUCUCUCAGCUAUUACUCCCAAGAGAAUAUAACGGUUCCACCAACAGCAAUCAUUUCCUAUUGUCGGUCACUCAGUAUCUUUGGGUAUGCUGAAGAAAUGCCUUCCCUUUCAAAGUUCAGGGUUCUGUGGGUACUUGAUAUAGAACAUGGUGAAGAUAUGGAGAGCAAUUUUAUGGAGCAUGUGUGGAGGCUUUCUCAAUUGAAGUACCUGAGACUGAAUGUAAGAAGUAUUGGUGCACUUCCUGAACAACUUGGAGAACUGCAACAUUUGCAGACUCUAGAUCUGGUGUCAACAAAACUUAGAAAAUCACCCAAAAGUAUAAUUCGACUGCAAAAUUUGACAUGUUUGCGUAUCGGUAAUCUGGAAUUACCUGAAGGUAUCGGGCGUAUGCGUGCUCUGGAGGAGCUAUCAGAGAUCAAAAUUAGCAGGAAUAGCAUGGUGUCUUCUUUGCAGGAGCUGGGCAGUCUGACUAAACUGAGGAUUCUUGGGCUGCGCUGGUGCAUUUCUUCUGAUAUUCAUGGCGGGACUGAAACUUUGGUUGAUAACUUGGUGUCAUCGCUCUGCAAGCUGGGCAGACUGAACCUUCGAUCUCUAUGCAUUGAGAGUGGUUUCAAAUACUCCAUAGAUUUCUUGCUGGAUUCUUGGUUCCCCACCCCACAUCUCCUCCAGAAGUUUCAGAUGGCAAUGUGGUACUACUUCCCUAGAAUCCCAGUUUGGAUUGCAUCACUUGACAACCUCACCUACCUAGAUAUCAACCUCAAUCCAAUAGAAGAGGAAGCACUGGAGAUCCUGGGAAACCUACCUGCACUGCUGUGCCUCUGGCUGACGUCGAAAUCGGCUGCUCCGAAACAAAGACUCAUCAUGAACACCAACAUGUUUAUGUGCCUGAAGGAAUUCUACCUCACCUGCUGGAGCAUUGAGUCAGGGCUGAUGUUCCAAGGGGGCUCCAUGCCAAAGCUUGAGAAGCUUCAUCUUCCAUUCCAUGCAGGCACUGGCACUGGCACUGAUUUUGGCAUCCAGCACCUCUCUUCCCUUAGACAGCUUGUUGUCGAGAUCAUUUGCCGCGGCGCGACGAUCCAGCAGGUGGAGUCACUGGAGAAGGCCAUCAGGAAGACGGCCGACCUGCUUCCUCACCGCCCCACGGUCGAAAUUUGAACAUGGGACGAGGAAAAAAUGGUGGUGGAGGAACAGGAGGAGAAUGGCAUGGGACAAGAGGACAUCCAAACAAGGUGUUGAAGUUCAGGUCUCUUGUCAUCAGUACCAAAGGAAAAAGGAGAUGACAAUCUUUUUUUCUUCUUUUUUUUUGUUUAAAAGAAGCUAAAAUGUACUUUUUUUUUAUGCACAUGUAUAAAUUUACCAAACAAUUCUUGAAGAGCAUCUUUUCGGCGAGGAGCGACGCUACCGUCGUGGAUAUACGGAUCAUUAGUAUUUAUAUAGCAAUGGAUUAUAUCAAUGCAUAAGAUGUUUUGCACUUAUCUAGAUUUA
This is a messenger RNA of Oryza brachyantha (malo sina), 3099 nucleotides long. RefSeq names its product disease resistance protein RGA5-like. The transcript has 3 exons. The record is from RefSeq and is a predicted model, not a curated record. Gene Ontology annotation, molecular function: ADP binding. Lineage: Eukaryota; Viridiplantae; Streptophyta; Magnoliopsida; Poales; Poaceae. Gene Ontology annotation, biological process: defense response to other organism. Bases 25 to 2769 code for a protein of 914 amino acids.